This is a messenger RNA of Rangifer tarandus platyrhynchus (Svalbard reindeer), 330 nucleotides long. The record is from the annotation of a GenBank genome assembly. Lineage: Eukaryota; Metazoa; Chordata; Mammalia; Artiodactyla; Cervidae.
AUGGCAGGAGCGCUGGUGCGGAAGGCGGCGGACUAUGUCCGGAGCAAGGACUUCCGGGACUACCUCAUGAGUACGCACUUUUGGGGCCCAGUAGCCAACUGGGGUCUUCCCAUCGCCGCCAUCAAUGACAUGAAGAAGUCCCCAGAGAUUAUCAGUGGGCGGAUGACAUUUGCCCUCUGCUGUUACUCCCUCACGUUCAUGAGAUUCGCCUACAAGGUGCAGCCUCGGAACUGGCUCCUGUUUGCCUGCCACGCCACCAACGAAGUAGCCCAGCUCAUCCAGGGAGGACGGCUGAUCCGGCACGAGAUGUCUAAAAAGGCAUCAGCGUAA